Molecule: messenger RNA, 2503 nt
Organism: Drosophila hydei
Lineage: Eukaryota; Metazoa; Arthropoda; Insecta; Diptera; Drosophilidae
Gene: sktl
Product: phosphatidylinositol 4-phosphate 5-kinase type-1 alpha
Biological process (GO): phosphatidylinositol metabolic process
Molecular function (GO): phosphatidylinositol kinase activity
Source: RefSeq, a predicted model, not a curated record
CUCAUUGAUCGUGCAGGCAGGCAACAACAAAAGAAGAAGCAGCAACGGCAGCAACGGCAGCAGCGCAGUAGCUGAAAUCAUUUGUGCGAAACAGAGUGAAGGAAAAUUGAAGAAUUCGCAGCGCUCAGCCAACAGAGCUGGAGUGCUAGACGAGACCACUUCCCAACAACAACAACAACACGAGCAGCAACAACGGCGACGACUUGUUGCUUAUUCACACACUCACACACGCACCCAAAUAGACGCUAUUAAGCGCUUGCAUAUAAACAUACAUAUAUCUGCGCUGUAUUGUUGUUGUUUGUGUGUGUGUAUGCAUGCGCAUGUGUAUGCGUGUGACCUUUGGCGGCGUUUCCCCUCGAGCAUUUGUAUGUCAAUAUGGAGACAGAAAUACAGCUGGAACUGCAGUCCCUUGAUAGAAAGGAACAGCACGAGGAGCAAACCGAACAGCAGCAGCCGCUGCUUGCAACAACAACAACAACAACAACAACAAGCAAGAACAACAAUAGCAAUGGAAAUGGAAAUGGAGCAGAGCUUGGUAUCAGCUCUGGUUCGGGCAACUCCAUCAAUGAGGCCACAUCGAGUCAAGCGCUGCCCGCCAUCUCACCAGCCACGCCCCCUGCGAGCACAUCCCGACAGCUGUUCAGGGAGGCAGCCGCUCAGCACGGCGGCCAGGAGUCAUUGGCAUUGCUGCAACAGGAACAGAACUACAUAGCUGCCAGCCAGCUGCCGAAGGUGCACAGCGAUGGCUCAAUGCCAGACGCGAACGCGGGCGUCUCCAGAAAUCCCUCAACAGCGGGCCGGCACGAGAAGAAGAUCGGCCAUCGGCGCGUGGCCGAGGGCGGCGAGGUGACCUAUAAGAAGAUACAGUCGAAGCAGAUUAUGGGCUCCAUACAGCUGGGCAUACAGCAUACGGUGGGCAGCCUGGCCAACAAGCCGAAGCGAGAUCUGCUGAUGAACGAUUUCUGGGAGAUGGAAACAAUCGCCUUUCCGCCCGACGGCUCCUCGCUGACGCCCGCCCACCAUUAUAGCGACUUUCGCUUCAAGGUUUAUGCUCCGAUCGCCUUUCGCUACUUCCGCGAUCUGUUCAACAUCGAACCGGAUGACUUCCUGAUGUCGAUGUGCGCCUCGCCCAUGCGCGAGCUGUCCAAUCCGGGCGCCUCGGGCUCCAUAUUCUAUUUGACCGACGACGAUGAGUUCAUCAUCAAGACGGUGCAGAAGAAGGAGUGCGAAUUCCUGCAGAAACUGUUGCCCGGCUACUACAUGAAUCUCUCCCAGAAUCCGCGCACGCUGCUGCCCAAGUUCUUCGGGCUCUACUGCUUCCAUUACAACUCGAAGAACGUGCGGCUGGUGGCCAUGAACAAUCUGCUGCCAUCGGACAUCAAGAUGCAUGCGAAAUACGAUUUGAAGGGUUCCACAUUCAGGCGAAAGGCGUCCAAGGCGGAGAGGCAGAAGGCGAGUCCGACGUACAAGGAUCUGGACUUUGCCGAGCAUCAUCCGAAUGGCAUCUUCCUAGAGACCGAUACCUAUACGGCGCUGAUGAACACCAUCAAGCGGGAUUGCAUGGUCCUGGAGAGCUUUCAAAUAAUGGACUACUCGCUCCUGGUGGGCAUACACAAUCUGGACCUGGCGGCCAAGGAGAAGAAGGAGGAGCGUAUACGCAACGCGAGAGCCAAACUGCAGCGCCGGGACUGCCCCGACGACGAUGCACCCGAGGCCGAUCAGGUGAACCAGCUGCAGCCGGUCUCGAGCUCGGCUUCCAUACCGGGCACCUCGGCGGCCGGACUGAAUCGGACGCGCAGCAUGAAUCGCCAACGUUUGGUGGCUCACUCCACGGCCAUGGAGUCGAUAACAGCCGACCUGGACGCGACGCUCGAGGAGGGCGUCGACGAGCCGAAGGGCGGCAUUCCAGCACGCUCCGAGAACGACGAGCGCCUGAUGCUCUACAUCGGCAUCAUCGACAUUCUGCAAUCGUAUCGAUUGGAAAAGAAGCUGGAGCACACAUUCAAGAGCAUACUGUACAAUGGCGACACGGUGUCCGUCUGCCGGCCGUCGUUCUAUGCGAAGCGCUUCCAGGACGCCAUGGGCAAGCAGGUGUUCAAGAAGACGCCCACAUUUCCGCUCAAACAUUCCCCCUCGAAGCGCAAGACGUCCGCCACGCAGCCGUUGCGCAGUCCGCUCAAUCGAACCAACGUGUCGAAUGCGCCCGGCAACAGCGGCAGCAGUCGGCCCACCGCUUUGACUCUGCUCUCCGGCAUGUCGACGCCGCCGCCUGCCUUCGACGACCUCCGAGGAGGACAUCACGGCAGGCGCUUCGACGACAACGCUGCAGCAGCGGACUUCCUCGAAUGCGCCACGCCUGCAGUCGCCCUAUUCCUAUGCCAGUUCGAUGCGCAGCAGCGACUACAGCGACGACGAUGAGAUCGCGGCCGCGGACGCUGGUGCUAGCGAUGCUCACGAACAGCAGCUGCGCAGCACUGGGCGUGGCAAGGAUCUGCGGUUGAUU